AGGAAAUGCAUCGUUUACAACGCGACUGUAAAUCAUUCAGUUGGACACAUAUCUCUUUUGAAAUGAUCUAAUAGUAGCAAUCUGGAUUCCGUUAGAGGACUUGAGAAAAUCAGGAGAAUAUAAUUGGCAAUAUAAUCAGUUAUAUUAUCUACUCGUACGUACAUGAUGCAGACAAACACAGUACUAUACAUAGAAACAGACGUAAACAUGCACAGAAUUUGGGGCCCUUGUCCUGUCAUGACGCAAGAUAUGAUUUAAAAAGAGUUUAUUGUCCCAAAGAGUGAAGUUUCCACAGAGGUUCUUUUAUUUUGUCGCGUAAUUCGACAAACGCAGGGAAACGGUUCAGUUGUCCGUUUCUGUGGUUCCAGUCAAAUAACUCAGAGUUAGCGCACAGUCGUCCAUCUUAACUUAAGCCCACGUGUGUCUAGAGACCGUGUGCAAAAGAAAAUUUGAAUGUCUUUUUAAAUUUCACGUAUACUAGCGUCUGACAAACAGGACGGGAUAACCUUUUUUUUUUGGGGAAUAUUUACGAACUGAUAGUGAGUGCUUCCAGUCUCCACGCGAGCGAGCGUUUCACAUUUUUUGUUGCAUGUAAAAACACACAGCCUGUGUGUGUCACACUCAGGACAGACAGAAGGCAGCCGUUGAGCAGAGGAUGGAGAAACCAGACCUGAACAUUGGAUUCAUCGGUGCAGGAAACAUGGCCUUUGGGAUCACCAAGGGGAUCCUGUGCUCAGGUGAAGUCCAGCCCAGGAAGGUGAUGGUGAGCGCGCCGUCCUCCAACAAUCUGGGACGAUUCCAGGAGCUGGGUGUGGCCGUCACUCACUCCAACACAGAGGUGGUCACCGCAUCCCGUCUGGUCUUUCUGGCAGUAAAGCCACACCUCAUCCCUCGGGUCCUUGCCGAGAUCGCUCCCAGUGUUACCCGAGAGCACGUCAUCAUUUCUGUGGCAGCAGGUGUCACCAUAGCAACCUUAGAAGAGCUUCUUCCCCCUGAGUCUGUAGUUCUGCGUCUCAUGCCCAACCUGCCCUGUAUGGUCCAAGAGGGGGCGCUGCUGUUCUCUCUGGGCUCGAGGGCAGGACCACAGGAGGGGGCUGUUUUGAAGGCCCUGCUGGCACCCUGUGGCCUCGUGGAGGAGGGACCAGAGGUCUGGAUCGACACCCACACCGGACUGAGUGGCAGCGGUGUGGCUUUUGUUUACCUGUUUGCAGAGGCACUUGCAGAGGGUGCAGUGAAGAUGGGUAUGCCUACAGCUGUGGCACAGCGCAUCGCAGCCCAGACAAUCCUGGGUGCCGGCCGGUUGCUGCGGGACUCAGGAAGACACCCAGCUCAGCUGCGCUCUGAUGUCUGCACCCCGGGGGGCACCACCAUCUACGGGCUACAUGCCUUGGAGCUGGGGGGCCUGCGGGCUGCCGCCAUGGGUGCUGUAGAGGCCGCCACGGAGAGAGCCAGGGAAAUGGGGAGGAAGUGAGACUCGAACUCACGGGACAGUGCUGGGAUGGUGAAGGUUGCUGGAAUCAAAUCAUCAAACUGUUUAUUCAGGCUGAAAUAAUGCAGGUUUGUGGUGAUGUCAUUUCAACAUAGGUUUACUUGAUUGUAGGUAUACAUUGUGAAGGUUGGAAAAUUCCAGGGACUUAGUGUUUUGGGAAACUUGGAAAAUUUGUAUUUGGAGUAGCAGAGGAGAAAUUGUGCAUCUUAGUGCAGAAUUUUUCAGGCAUCUCCAUAAGUCGGAUACACCAAAGAAUUUUGUGUUGGACCAGUUUUUUGGCCAGUGGGUUCAUGAAGCCCUUUUCCCAUUAGAAUGUAAAUGUGUACCGAUUGUGGUACUGAAUUUUGUGUUCAUUAGCAGAGACGCUGAAGGAAUGUUUUCUUUAACCUUCAGUAACAGGUUCGUGAUGUAUUACUAUUCCAUUCUCAUUUUUGUGGGGCUGAAAGGUUUUUGAUGUUCUUUAAAUUUGAUUUUGAUAACGGUUUGUCCUUUCAUUGACUACAUUUGUGUAUUCUUCACUUUGAAAUACAGCAUCUGAAAUCUGUCAUGGAGAGCAGAAUGAAAUGUACCAAGCUGCUGUAUGUUUCAUUGAAAUUGUAAUUAUUUAUCACCAGUGGCCAUCCAUGUCCUUACUCAUACAGAAAGCUGUCAGUGUAAUAUAUAUGUGUAUGUACUGAUUAUGCAAAGUGCUGAAAAGCUGUUUUACUGCAUGUUUGCACUGGUUUACUUUUACAGUUGUCUUGUGUCAGUAAUUGCAGUGGUUCAUGGAAGUUCAGCCUCAAA
Scleropages formosus (Asian bonytongue) is the source of this 2272-nucleotide messenger RNA. It is a transcript of the gene pycr3, whose product is annotated as pyrroline-5-carboxylate reductase 3. Bases 656 to 1471 code for a protein of 271 amino acids. The transcript has 7 exons. Gene Ontology annotation, biological process: L-proline biosynthetic process. The record is from RefSeq and is a predicted model, not a curated record. Gene Ontology annotation, molecular function: pyrroline-5-carboxylate reductase activity. Lineage: Eukaryota; Metazoa; Chordata; Actinopteri; Osteoglossiformes; Osteoglossidae.